Molecule: messenger RNA, 3958 nt
Organism: Hemibagrus wyckioides
Lineage: Eukaryota; Metazoa; Chordata; Actinopteri; Siluriformes; Bagridae
Gene: mamdc4
Product: MAM domain containing 4
Exons: 26
Coding region: 2-3250 (1082 amino acids)
Cellular component (GO): membrane
Molecular function (GO): protein binding
Source: RefSeq, a predicted model, not a curated record
CAUGGCAGUAAGUGCCGUGAAUGCACAAGCUCCUAGAACAGCUGUCCUCACAUCUCCCACAAUGAAACAGUCCUCCCUGAGCUGUAGCCUUCAUCUCCGCUACUUCAUGUGGGACUCAAGUUUGACUGUGCUAGAAGACAGCCCUCUUUGGGCAGAGGUGUGGACCUCUGAGGGCCAGAAAGCUCUGGUGUGGAGGCCAGAGAGCUCAAGUGUUCAUGCAUGGAGGGAAGGCACCAUCUUUUUGGGACGCAUACCUGGCCCUUUUCAGAUCCAGAUACACUCACGGCGUCAGUAUGGGGGGAGUGGAGACAUAGCAAUUGAUCAGUUGGAGUUCAAGGAUUGUGCACUUCCAGCUCCUACGGACACUGGGAGCUGCAGGGUGGGCCUUUUCCAGUGUAAACAGGGAGGCUGUGUAGAAAAACGUGCAGUGUGUGAUGGCACAGAUGAUUGCGGCGAUGGAACGGAUGAAGAGAACUGCGGAGGAUAUACGAGUUGUAACUUUGAAAAAGACCUGUGUGCUUGGGACGUAAGAUCAUUUUCAGGACUUAAGUGGAUUCGGACCAGACAGAUGAAUAUCUCAAUGUCUAAUCCCCUUAGAGGCCCUGGGAGAGACCAUUCCAUCAAUUCUGCUGAAGGUCAUUUCCUGUACGUUACCAAACCAAAUGUGCUUAAGCAAGAUUGGGCAUCUUUUCAAAGUCCUCCACUGGAACCUACCAGUAGCUCACAUCCUUGCCGUAUGGUGAUGUACACACACCAGUUUGGUGGCGUAUCAGGGGGCCUAUCAGUGCUGGUGGCAGAGAGACAGAUUUACCCAGUGUGGGAGCGUGGGGGCUCACUGGGUGAUCUGUGGGUUAAGGCUGAGAUAGAGUUUGUAGUUAACAGCCCAUUUCAGAUAUUGUUUGUUGCUGCUAUAAGAGACCGAGCAUAUGGAGGCAUUGCAGUUGAUGAUAUUACACUGUCUCCGGAAUGUCGUUUGGCCAACAUGUCAGUCCCACCAGAGUUUUUUCCUAAACCUCCCAAAAAACCCUGUGCAGAAACCAGUAAAAUUUGUGACUUUAACAGGGACUGCACACAGGGAGAGGAUGAGGCCCAGUGCGGAGACUUUUCAUAUGAGCAGGGUAUCAAGGGUUGGACAGAUACCAGUAUUGGAAGCCAAGGCUGGAAGAUAAUGGAAAAUACCUCAUCUUCAGAGGCGUUCUUAUAUGUGGCUGAAGCUGCUGGUCAGCAGCUAACAGAAGCUCAAACACGCACCCCUCUACUCGGCCCGUCCGGCCUUGCCUGCACUCUCCAGUUCUCCUACAGUCUCACAGGCAACAACACACACAUAGGUGAAGUGUCUGUAAUGGUAGUGGACAGUGUGUUGGGCUCUCUGCCUCGGCUGUGGGAGUUUGGUGGGAGGACCGGUGAAAACCUGGCCGAAUCAUGGAUAAAAGAGGAGGUCUAUAUUGGUGCCAGAGAUCAUCGCUUCCAGCUGGAGUUCAGAGCUCAUGCUCAAACUCUUACCUCAGACGCAAGAAUAGCAGUGAAGGAUGUUCAUUAUGUCAACUGCAACCCAGAGUAUAUUCCGUCGACUGCUGAUGGACUAUCGUGUAACUUUGAGACUGACCUAUGUGGCUGGUACCAAGAUCAAAUGGACAACUAUGACUGGAGUGUUCAAAAUGGCAUUGACCACACUACUGGAGUUGGUAGAAGCCUGGUGGUGGAUAUGUGGGACACGAAAUUACGGGGUCUCUCUGGUCGUCUUCUUUCACUCCGCCAGAAUUCACUGGAUGAGCACUGUCUCUUAUUCUUCUACAAACUUUAUGGCCCUCAAACAGGUGCCCUCAAUGUUAAGAUGCUUUUCAAAGAUGGCUCAGAGCAGCUGUUAUGGACUAGGUUUGGGUCUCACGGAAAUGUCUGGCAAAAAGGACUGUGCCCAGUACCUCAACAAAUUAUUUCAUACCAGUUAGUAUUUGAAGCAUUGCGCUCAGGUUUUGAUGGACAGGUGGCUAUAGAUGACGUGGCAUUUGUAAAAGGCCCAUGCUCUCUGCCUACUAUGUGCUCAUUCGAGGGUCAGCGCUGUGGCUACACUAACAAUAGAGAUGGUCUCUGGGUUCACCAGACGUGGGAUGCAACAAGGAUUGGCCCUAAGACCGAUCACAGUCUUGAGACAGAGAAGGGUUACUACAUGCUGGCCCACAACGGUGUGAAUGCCCUUCCCCAGGGCAGUGUGACGACUCUGACCUCUCCUAUACGCCGUGGUGUGACUCACACUGAGUGUGUCUAUUUCUGGUACAACAUGGGUGGACAUAACCCAGGUACAUUGAGUGUGUAUGUAAAGCCUGCAGAUGGAAACAGGAUCCUGCUCUUCUCCAACAGUCUGGAUCAGGGAGAAGUCUGGCGCCUUGGCAUGGGCAAUGUUAGCUGCCAUGGAGACUGGCAGUUGCAGUUUGAGGUGCAAGGAGGAGGAGGAGAAGACACUUAUGUUGCUAUUGAUGACAUCAGCUUCUCAACUCACAGCUGUCCUACAACAGGCAAUGUAUGUGAUCUGGAGCAUGGUCUAUGUGGAUGGAGCAACACUCAGAGCCACCAUCUGGACCAGUUAGAUUGGGAGCUAAGCAACCUGCUGUCUGAAACACACUACCCCACUCCUCCAUACGACCACACACUGCACAAUGAGAAAGGUCAUUUCCUUUUCCUUCCACACACUCCACGGGACACUGCUACCCAUAAUGCCUGGCUGCUGAGUCCCCAUCUUCCCCCCACCAAAGGCACCUGCCUGUAUUUUUGGGUUCAUCAGCCUGUUGCUGAUGACAGCAAGUUGGUGGUGUGGAGACUCUCCAACAGGGCCAAAACUGAACUUUUUAGCCGCACUGGGGCUGAAGAAACAUGGAUGCAUUUCAGAUUAAAUGUCACUUCAGAGACUGAGUACCAAAUUGUGUUUGAGGGAAUUAAAGGGGCAAAGAGUGUUCUUGCUUUGGAUGACUUUGGCUACACUGUUGGGGUCAAUUGUGUUGGAGAGCAGACAGACCAGAUAACUUCAUCAUCACCUGACAACACAGGCGUCAUAGCUGCCUCUGCAGUAGUAGCCAUUCUGCUGAUGGUGACGCUAGCUGUUUUACUGUUCCUAAGGAUGCGUGAGCGUACCAAUUCUCAGAGACAGGACUCAAGUAGUCCUGAGGCUCAUACAGGCCUUACAAAUGAUCUGUAUGAAACUGAUCAUGUUGUUUUACCUUCGAUCUAUAACCCGGAGCAUGAGCGGGGGGUGUGAUUGUGCACACUUGAUGAAGAGACCAUGAUGCCACAGCAGAAGAACUGCUUGUAUCAUUGCAUACACAGAUCCAUAAACGCAUCUAGCAGACUAUUCAGUUCUGUUAGUUAUAAUAUUUGUUUUUUAAAAUUCUGAUGACAUUACAGAGCAAAUCUGGAAUUUAAAUGACAGGUUAACACUUAUGUUCUAAUACAUUAGCAUUUAAAUGGUAACUACUUAUACAGGGACUUGUAUAUAUUAUUGUAUAUAAAAGUGAAAAAAGGAGAUACUGGUGAGGAAUUAACUGUAUUAACUGUAUCAUAGCAUGGACUGCUGAGGUUAAUAGUAUGGGAGUGUGCCAGGACAUACUUUCUGUAAAGUAGGCAAGAGCUAGAAGAUCAUAUUAGUAGUGGAAUGUUAUAGUAAAAUGUAUAUGAAAAAAUGACUAGUUAGUAUUACUACUAGAGCUAGUAGUAAUACUAUUACUAAAAGUCCUAAUGGUUAAAAUUUCAUUUUAGUGCAUAAUCUGACAUGAGGUAUAUAAGUAAAGUUCUCAAAGCUAAUGCAGAAACAUAAAGAGCUCAUUUACACAUUUUGUUUAUAUGUUAAAAGCGAUGAUUGAGCAUCAGCUUUCUGUGUUUGCCAAAGCAUCAGCAGGUUUGAAUAGCAAAGACCUUUGAAAACCACUGAAUAAACACAAACCAAAAUGGAAACAAAUUUUGUAAUAAU